Messenger RNA from Porites evermanni, 573 nucleotides. The record is from the annotation of a GenBank genome assembly. NCBI's taxonomy places the organism in Eukaryota, Metazoa, Cnidaria, Anthozoa, Scleractinia, Poritidae.
AUGCAAUACAGUGGUAACUGGUGGUAUGACCGAACAACAUCUUACGGCAGUACUACCAAUCCAUUAGACAAUUAUGACAUGAUUUCACCGGCAUUCUGGCUCGUUGGAGGAAAUUCCAUCAAAAUGAGUCGCAGUGAUUACAGCUCACACGGAGCUUUAUUGUACACAGAUCAGAAUUGUCUUAGUGGUGGAACAUUUAGAAACCGUAUAACUGGUUACGGGAACUUCAGAAAUGGCAGGGUGAGGAACAGUGACAGCUGUCGUGGAAGUUGUUAUAUUCCGGGCGGGGCUCAUGGAUAUGGUGACUCUUCCACACCCGGAUUUACUCAUACUGAUUGUAGCAGCAAUCUUCAAAGCAGUCAUUACGUGUCUUUCUGGUGCGAUUGGAGCCAAGGUGACGGAGCCGUGAUUAUGGUGGGUGGAGGAGGUUCUUCGUGCAACAGAGCGGAUCAUGGGAUUGGUGUUACAGAGGCAAAUAGCGCUGUGUUUGGCAAUCCAGCAGAGUGUUAUGGCGACUUUGGUGAUAAUUGCAAUUUUCCAACAAGUUACUCUAUCAAUCUAUGGAUCAAGUAA